This is a messenger RNA of Leishmania mexicana MHOM/GT/2001/U1103, 2022 nucleotides long. RefSeq lists its product as hypothetical. Bases 1 to 2022 code for a protein of 673 amino acids. The transcript has a single exon. NCBI's taxonomy places the organism in Eukaryota, Euglenozoa, Kinetoplastea, Trypanosomatida, Trypanosomatidae. The record is from RefSeq and is a predicted model, not a curated record.
AUGCCCUCCUACACACCGUAUGUGGCGCACACCAAGAGGGUGACGGCUCGCCUGCGCGCCCGCAUGCACAAGCAGUCGUUCACAAGCGCUCUUCUCGCCUCCACACAAGCGGAGCGGACGGAUUUGUCGAAAGUAGCGGACGCGCGUCUGCGUGAGUUGACGGCGCUCCGAGCGGACCAUCAGCGCACAUUCGACCCUAGUUUCAAGCAGAAAGCGCUGAACCUCCUCCAGACCUUACCGCUCAAGGCCGCGGCAGAUGAUCCACAUUUCUCCUACACAUUGGCCGCGUUGCGGGUGUGCGGGUACUUCAGCGCAGCGCAGUCCCCGGCAACCUUCAACUUGCUCAACCACGCGACACGGCAUACCUUCCUCCUCGACGCGUUCAACUUCUAUCAGCUUUUCCUCGCACUGGAGGAGAUGCGUCAUCCUCAGACGGCGGAGAUACUGUCAAUCGUGCUACCCCGUGUGAUGGAGGUGGCGGCUGACUUCACGGAGGGAGAGGCACGCCUGCUACUUGAUCUUUACUUCAAGCACAACUUGCUCACCAAGGAGCUCAGCGAGAGGCUUGUAGGCGUGAUCACAGGCUCGGUGAACGACUUGAGUGGAAAGGAUUUGAUCAGCGCUGUGGCGGCAGUGCCGACCAUGGGUAGUGAACAGAUUUCACGCCGAUUUCUGGAAGCCGCGACGCCGCGCCUUUGCCGCGCCCUGCGAGAGACUACAGAGCAGGUGCAACUUUACAAGGCAACGUAUCUGGCACACCCCGGCCGAGGCGGCGGGGCCUCGGAUGCAGCGCGACCGAUGCCAAUACGCGACGCCGACGGUCAGCCGCCGCCGAAUCCCGGUAUGGAGACACCCACUGAGAGAACUCUGCGACGCAGGAAGGAGGAGGAGUGGCGUCAGUUCCUGGCCAAUCAAAUUCACGAAGGGAUCAGCUUGCACCGAGAGUUGCAGAAAAGCGUAGCGUGGCUGUGCUGGGCGCCGCGCCCGCUCCUGAAUGAGCUGGUGCGGUGCGCGCUGAUCUUCAGCGAGCCACUCCUCACCGACUCAGCGGAGCAACUCCCUGCAGCUCUCAAAGGUAAGGCAACUGGUGCGAGUGCCUCCUCUGGCGCGAUAUCUGAGGACGGCGAGCUGAUGGCAAUCGUGGCGGAGCGCGAAAAUUAUGCGCGCGACCUGUCGCAGGUGCGGCGCCGCAGCCUCUGCCACUGCCUGAAAAUGCUCCAUUUCACGUCUUACAGACACCUUCCUGCCCUCCGCCUCCUCUCUGCACGAAUUGCGGCAGCAAAGGAUGUCUUGGGCAUUGUGUCUCCCCUGGUGCUGGCUCGUGAGCUUUCACAGGCUGUAGAGGCUAUCGCCUUUUUUUAUGCGACAGACUGUACCCCAGCCGUGACGGCAAUAAUCGAUGACAUCGUUGCGCACAUCGAGCCUGUCACGAAUUCACCGGCGCUGCUGAAUGAUGGUCACACGCUCUCCGUAGAAGAGGUGAGGCUUAUGGAGCGGGUGGUGCUGCGCCUGCUGCUCAGCUGUGCGCGGUUUCUCUCCACGCGCAUCUCGGAGAAGGCGGAGAAGAACGCGCUGCAGAGAGCGCCUGCCCAGGAGGAGGCGAUGCGCGCCAUCCUGGCCCAAGCCACGGCGUUUGCUAUUUCGCCCAUAACACGAGCCUACCUAGCGCUCGGGUUGCGGCUCCUGCACCCUGGUAAGGUGCAUAGAGAGAGGGACACUAAACAAGUGAAGUGCUUUAUGGGGACCAUGCACCUGCUCUAUGUGACCACCGUUAUUCUGACCGCGUCUGCACAGCCAGGUGCAUCACCGACGGCGUUGGAUUCAGCCGCACUCGAAGUCCUGCGCGCCAUCCUUAGGCAGCUCGUGCCGUGGGCGCAGAGGAUGGCGACCAUGCAGGCCGGUGAGAUGCCGGAGGAGGCAGCGGUGGAGAUGGCGAAGGCGCUGGCCCUGCUUAAGAAGCAUCCGGAGAUCAUGGACACUCCGGCCGGGGCCACGUCGCAGGGAGAGGGCAUCGAGGAAUGA